Messenger RNA from Scaptodrosophila lebanonensis, 1338 nucleotides. RefSeq lists its product as uncharacterized. The transcript has 2 exons. The record is from RefSeq and is a predicted model, not a curated record. Lineage: Eukaryota; Metazoa; Arthropoda; Insecta; Diptera; Drosophilidae. Bases 1 to 1338 code for a protein of 445 amino acids.
AUGCUUCAGGCGGUUGCUUGUCAGCCCUAUACAGCGCCCCAUCGUUGCUCCAAUCGUCUUGAGAAUGCUCUGGAACACAUGCGCAGGCGGAGUUCGCAAACGAAAAGCUCGCGUUCGUUGUGGGAUCGGCCCAAUCAGAGUCCCUAUGAUCUGUAUCACAGCUUUUAUGGGCAGCACUCCGAUCCAGAGGAAGAUUUUUACAAUAUUGGCAGCACUGGUCGGGGUUAUCAUGCCAAGCACAUGCAGAGGCGAACCCGACCCCAUCAAUUUGUGGGCACGGGCGCCCCCUCGGACGCCCUAGAGCUGGAGCAGCUGCUGGCAUCCCAGCAACAUAGACAGCCACACAAGUUGGCCAUAUCGCGUGUGGAUGUGGAGGAUCUGAAGGUGCGUGUACCGCCGGGCAAAUCCGCCACACGUUGGGUGGAAAUCGACAAGUGUAAAUUUAGCACGGAGAACUCCACGCUGGAUACUCGUCUCAUAUUUCCGGACCUGACGCUAAGCGGUAAGGUGGUGCUCCAGCCGACGGGUGGUCGUUGCCACAUGAUACUGCGACUGAGACAUGCGGGCAUUGAAUUCCGUACCGUGCCCAUUGGAUUUGAGUCGGCAGCCGGCCAUGAGCAGUCGCGUCGCCUGGGCGCAGCCUCUGUGCGCACGGACUCGCAUUUCGCAGAGCCGGGAUUUAUAUCAGUGUUCGCUCACGGCUGUCAGGGACCAAGUGGCAUACGUUAUCGCCAGAACUCUAAGCGUAGAUUUGGCUUUGCCGGUUAUGACGGAACAUCAUCACCUCCGCCGCCGCCGUCAGCCCCGCAAGUGGAACUGGGAGAGCCACACAUCAUUAUGGGAAGCACCGGAUCGCAGCGUUGGGGCAAAUAUCACAAGCCAGACUAUGACAUACGCAGUGGCUAUCAGCACCAGGAGCAAACCACGCAGCGGGAUCAUAGUCUGAGUUUCGACAGCCACGAGCUGAACUCACACGAGUUCUAUGAUGUGAAUGGCGACAAUUUCUAUCGGCGGCAAUUCAGCAAGCGGAGGCGGCGUGAGCUCCCCAAUAGGCGUAGGCGGCAACUGGCGGAUGAAAUUAACUUCAACGAGGAUGUGCUGCAUUUUUCGGAUGAACAACUGCAGCAAAUGGUGGAGCCAGAUGCACGCGCCUUCGCCGAUAUCUUCAGUGGUGGGGAACGGGAGCAGUUAGUAGGCGAUGCCAUGUCCAAUGAACUGGAGAAGCUCUUCUCCAUGGGAGUGCGCGGUCUCUUGACCACCUACAUGCAACGCGCCCUGCAGCCGGCCAUAAAGGAGACGCUAAUGGAGAACAUGGGCUACACCUUGAGCUACGGCUGA